UCUAUUCCAGAAAUUGGAACUUCGAAGUCCCAAAAACUUUCCGAUCCCCGUCUAACCAUGGCAACCUCACCUCCUUCCACGACUCCGAACGGCAGAUCCGCAAGAGUUUUUAGCGAAUCAGACGAAAUCCAGAUCCUGAAAUGUUUGAUCAGAGCCACCAAAUCCAUUCCUCCACCAAUCACAACCGUUGGUACCCGAACAAUCAACCGCAUCAUCAAGCGUCUCAACUACAAGUUCACUCCUUCCCAAAUCAACGAUAAGGUCCGUAGACUGAGACUCAAGUACCAUAAACAUGCAAGAAGCAAGUCCCUCGUAAGAACCCAUCACGACCGAAGAAUAUUCAAGCUUUCAAAAAGAAUAUGGGGCAAGAAAAUAUCCGCAACGAACAAUGAGAAGGUAGAAGAGGAAAUGGGAAGCGGAGAGCGAAAUUGGGUGCGGAGUUUGGAGAAGUUUCCUUAUUUGGUGGCUGAGUUUUCGAGGGUUUUGCCUGAAAAUGAGGUGUGGAAAGAGAGGAUGAAGGGGUUGGAAGAGGAGAAGCUGAGGAAGAUGGAUCAAGAGUGGAUAUUUAUAAAGGUUGAAGAAGCUAAAUUGGUGGCUAAGAAGGCUGACUUGAUGCAGCAGCAGAUUAUGGAGAUAAUGGGGGAAACUGUGUCCGCUAAUGGGGUUAAUUAGUUUCUGAUUUCUUUUUGUUUUUUAUUUGUAGUUUCUCUGUAAUGUUUUUCAUCAAUUGGCUUCAUUGUCUGGUUAGCUGUUUUGGGCAUCGAACUGCAAACUCAAAAAAAUGUGUAGGAUUUUUAAGGUUAACGAUGAUUUCUGUGCAUCCCAUUAAUCCAAAUACUGUUAAUGAAGUUGAAAGUUUGAAACUUUGAAUUGCUCUUAA
Messenger RNA from Theobroma cacao (cacao), 880 nucleotides. Its product is annotated as putative transcription factor At4g00390. The record is from RefSeq and is a predicted model, not a curated record. Gene Ontology annotation, cellular component: nucleus. Gene Ontology annotation, biological process: regulation of DNA-templated transcription. NCBI's taxonomy places the organism in Eukaryota, Viridiplantae, Streptophyta, Magnoliopsida, Malvales, Malvaceae.